Messenger RNA from Scophthalmus maximus (turbot), 4891 nucleotides. It is a transcript of the gene galnt13, whose product is annotated as UDP-N-acetyl-alpha-D-galactosamine:polypeptide N-acetylgalactosaminyltransferase 13. The record is from RefSeq and is a predicted model, not a curated record. Gene Ontology annotation, cellular component: Golgi apparatus. Lineage: Eukaryota; Metazoa; Chordata; Actinopteri; Pleuronectiformes; Scophthalmidae. The coding region runs from base 541 to 2247 and encodes 568 amino acids. The transcript is spliced from 12 exons.
UGCUCCUCCUCCUCAUCACAGUUGCGAUAUUCAGUCGGAAGAACAGGUGCGUGCGGAGAAGUACGCGGCGCGGGGCCGUUACAGCGUCUCAACGCAUGCGACAGCUCACGGCGACUGCGUCGCGUUCGCCGGUCUACUGCGGCUCGAACGGGGACAAAUAAAACCGAGGAGUGCGAGCAGGACGGCACCAUGACACGGACGGUAUCGCACCGGACUGCGGAGCGCUCUGCGUCGACACGGACCGUGACCGCUCGAGUGUCGCGCUGAGACGCUGGGCGUUCUGCGGGAGGCUGCUCGAUUCAGUCACCGGUCGUACCCGUAGCCUGCACCCGGGCGGGGGCCAUGUCGUCCGCGUUCAACACGUUGCCGAAGAGAGCGAGGCAGGAACAGGUCACCGGUUCACGGCGUCCAGGAUGUUAGGAUGAGGCCUCUCAGUCAAUCCUGCUCGAGACUUCAAACAGCUCAUCAGCAGACGGAGCGAUCCUGAGCGCUCACUGAGACCCUCCCCGCUUGGCUGCCUGGCCGACGUCCCGGGAGGUGAUGCGGCGGUUCGUCUACUGCAAGGUGGUGUUGACCACCUCUCUCGUGUGGGUGCUGGUGGAUGUGUUCCUGCUGCUCUACUUCAGCGAGUGUAACAAGUGUGAUGACAGGAAAGACCGGUCGCUGCUCCCUGCCCUCCGAGCUGUGAUAUCUCGGAGCCAUGAGGGUCCAGGCGAGAUGGGCAAGGCGGUGAACAUCCCCAAGGACGAGCAGGAGAAGAUGAAGGAGCUCUUCAAGAUUAACCAGUUCAAUCUGAUGGCCAGUGACAUGAUUGCACGCAACAGGAGUCUGCCAGAUGUGAGGCUGGAUGGCUGCAAGACCAAGGUGUACCAAGACGACCUGCCCAACACCAGCAUUGUCAUCGUGUUUCACAAUGAGGCGUGGAGCACCCUGCUGCGGACUGUUCACAGUGUCAUCAACCGCUCUCCCAGACACUUGCUCGUGGAGGUCGUGCUCGUCGACGAUGCCAGCGAGCGAGGUUGGGAGACUGUGGCUAAUGAGCACCUCACGAAAUACUUCCUGAAAAAGAAGCUGGAGAACUAUGUGCGAACUCUGGAGGUGCCCGUGAGGAUCCUGAGGAUGGAGCAGCGUUCGGGUCUAAUCAGAGCCAGGUUGAGGGGUGCGGCUGCCACCAAAGGUCAGGUCAUCACCUUCCUGGACGCUCACUGCGAGUGUACCGUGGGCUGGCUGGAGCCCCUGCUGGCCCGUAUCAAAGAAGACAGGACAGCAGUGGUGUGCCCAAUCAUCGAUGUCAUCAGCGAUGAGACGUUUGAAUACAUGGCCGGCUCAGAUAUGACCUAUGGUGGAUUCAACUGGAAGUUGAAUUUCCGCUGGUACCCUGUUCCCCAGCGGGAGAUGGAUCGACGCAAAGGGGACAGAACACUUCCUGUCAGGACUCCCACCAUGGCAGGCGGUUUGUUCUCUAUAGACAAAACAUACUUUGAAGAAAUAGGCAGUUAUGAUCCAGGGAUGGAUAUCUGGGGUGGAGAGAACCUGGAAAUGUCUUUCAGAGUCUGGCAGUGCGGCGGCUCUUUGGAAAUUGUUACAUGUUCCCACGUGGGCCAUGUUUUCCGGAAGGCCACCCCGUACAGCUUCCCCGGAGGAACGGGCCAAGUCAUCAACAAGAACAACAGGCGCCUGGCCGAAGUCUGGAUGGAUGAUUUCAAAGACUUCUUCUAUAUCAUAUCACCAGGAGUGAUGCGGGUAGACUAUGGAGAUGUUUCUUCCCGUAAGGCCCUCCGCGAGGCCUUGAAGUGCAAACCGUUUUCCUGGUAUCUGGAGAACAUCUACCCCGACUCCCAGAUCCCAAGAAGAUACUACUCACUUGGUGAAAUCAGAAAUGUUGAGACCAACCAGUGUGUGGACAACAUGGGAAGAAAGGAGAAUGAGAAAGUUGGCUUUUUCAACUGUCACGGUAUGGGAGGAAACCAGGUGUUCUCAUACACGGCGGAUAAAGAAAUUAGGACGGACGACCUCUGUCUGGACGUCUCCCGCCUCAACGGGCCUGUCGUCAUGCUCAAGUGUCACCACAUGAAGGGAAAUCAGAUGUUCGAGUACGAUGCUGAGCGACUCACCCUGCUGCAUGCGAACAGCAACCAGUGUUUGGACAUGCCGUCUGAGGAGGACAAGAUGGUCCCCACCCUGAGGGACUGCAACGGCAGCCGCUCUCAGCAGUGGCUGCUGCGCAACAUGACCCUAAACGUCUGAUCCCUCACCUCUCCGACCCAACCAUUCUAUUCUCAUCCUAACCAGUCCUGGCUCUCCACACACACUCACCAGGUGGCUCUUAACCACACACAUCAUAUGCCUCUUCCUGCUGUAGCCUGGCCAGUCGAUACGAAAACAUCCCGGCAGCAGCAGUUUAUCUUCCAUCGUGUCUCCUCUUACAGUUUGCCACAGGUUUGAGAGCGGCUGCACCUAAUACUGAGGCGAUGGUACAUGAUGAGCCGUAGCUUUUGGGACCACGUCAAGUCCGAAUUGGGGGAAGGAUGUGUGAGCUCUGUGCAUGGAGAACACUGGUAUCAUUCACACUGUGGAUGCACAGCUGUUAGAUGUGCAUCCACUGUGCUGCGCAGACUGCUUAUUAGCUGCCGGACAAACAAAUGACCAGGAGAGCAUCUAUAACGAGAACGCUGCCAGGCACGUCCCUGGGAUGCUGUGCACGGUGUUCAGCGUACAUGCAGUGCAUUGGUGUUUACUGUAGGUACAAGCAUAGAAUAAGACUGUUGUUACUGUAUAGAUGCUGCUCAUUCUCUUUCCAUAUCAGGGUCUGAGUUACACUGAAAUAAUGGGAAAGGGAUGUUGUUAAUAGAGACUGACCAAUACUUUAUUUUUCUCAUCACUGUUGACGUAAGGGAAUUACAGAUUAUAAUGAUACCGAAGCUGUGGUGCUUCUUUUUUCAUUUUUUCCCCCAAAAAGAUGAACAUAUUCCUUGAAAUGGAGUCUUAGCUUCAAGCCACUGGGUGGGUGUUUCCCACAGCAGUGGUUGACUGACAUUUUGGUUCGGCGUUGCUAGGAGACCCGCUAGGAGACACAAUCUCAUGGUAGUGCGACUUAAUAGAGAGCUACUACCUUUUACUGUAGCAUUAGAUAGCAACUGCUAGCAUUUCACCAUGUCUAUCUCUGUACAUCAUUUUUGGGAGGACCCACUGUUGAAUGUGGAACGGGAAGUUCAUAUUGCACUGGAAAGGUAAAGGUGGCAAGCUAGCCCAACUAGCUUUCAGACGGAAAGCUGCCAAUGUUUACACUGAUUCCCACAAGAUUUCAACACUCGGCGAGUCAGUGCUGUGUUGGUCCCAUGUUAUUUAAAGGAGGAGGUCUCGCUGCGUCAUCUGUCUUUCUUUCAUGGGUCUAGUUGUGGUAACAGCACAGUAUCAACAUGAAAAUUAAUUGCAACUUGGACUCAAAGUACACAGUAAUUAAUCAUUCAAAUUUCCAGUUCAAGUACUGUUGUUGUCACCUCAUGUCCCCUGGAUAAGAUUAAUUUAAGGGCUGUCACAGCAGAAAAAAAAAGACAAUUUAAUAUUUUUGGUUAUUAUGAUUCUGACAAGUGCAGAAGUCAAACAAAAAACAGUUGUACUGUAUUUUCUGAUUUCUUAGCAAAAGUAACAUUUAACACAAACACAUCGGUCGGGCUCUAGUUGUUGUGUUGGUUUUCUUACAAUGCAUGAGUGCAGCUUAACAUCGUCCCCCUAAGAAGAGUAAUAACAUAAUGUUACAUUUGAAGUGAAAUGGGAAUUACAGUAUGUACUGUAUGGUACAGAUGAGAAUAUGAGGCAGCUUUCUGGAUUGACAGACAACAUAUAGGACUCAUGUUUAGUUGUAACUGGCUGUUGGAGGAAAUUAAAGAAGUGGCUGGAGGAAAGGAAGUAGCAAGUAAUCAACACCGCUCUGAGUAUGUGAUUGAUUUUAAAUGACUAAGAGUUUUAGUACUAUUAACACCUUAAUCAGCUUCUACAAGAUUAUUAACUCUUGUACUCAGACAUUGCUCCCUUGUGAGAGCGAUAUCAUGACGUCUUGGAGCCGAAUAAUUACGUGUGCCUUUAGAAAGUUGUAUUUAAUUAUUUUUUUGUUUUUAGAAGAUUGAAAUAUUUCGUUGAUGAUAAAAUGAAGAAUGUUUCGUUUAAGAUAAAUAACUACAGCAUAUUGAUGUCAUAUCUCAUGAAUUUCUCACUUUGGUAUUAAUACUUGAUCAAACAUCUAGUUAUCCAUAGUAUGGCAGGUCAGUAUUGAGUAUAUAGAUAUUUACCCAUCGCCCAAGCAAAUGUGACAGGUACACUGCAUUACUGUCUGGGAUCAGGCAACAAAUGUUACUGUACAUAAUUAUGUUAACAUGUUUCUAUCACCAUUCUUGUUGUUGUUGUACAUACAGAACCAAUUAUUUUUCUAAGAUGCUGUGAAACUUGAACACUCAAAGAAAAAGGCAUUGAACGCAAAAAAGAUCACAAGGUAUUGCAAUGUUUCAUUCGGAAUUGAGGUCAUAAAAACCAGUGCUUACCUUGGGUUUUGAAACUGCAGUGUGUUUUGGAAAUCAUCAUUGGUCCCAUGAAACCCAUUCUCACACUACCUUAAGGACCUUAGGCGAGCUCACAUGAGGGAGCAACCAAUGGUGAAAUACUAUCAAUGCUGCUUGAAUACUGAAUCCUUGCCAAGUGCCUGCUUGGCAUUCAGACUAAAAUUCAAUCACCUGUUUUGCAUUACGUGCACAUAUUUGUUGUUUUUCAUUAUCUUAAAGUGCAUGGUGUUAAAAAAAGGAAUGUAAUGUUUCAAUGUUCUGGUCGCAAAGUGAUAGUGUUAUCUGUUUGUACAUUUUGCCUUUUUGUAGAAAAUGAAAAUAAAACUUAUACUGAA